AUGCAGCAGCAGCCAGCACUACAAGUACCAAAUCCAACACAACCACAACAAGCAACUCAACAAUAUAUCUAUGUGCAACCUCAACCACAUCAAGGAUGUUGUAGUGGAUACUCAGAAACAUACAACAUCAGAGCAGGUCGUACUACCGGCAUCAUCCAGCUUAUUCUCGGUAUCGUCAUCGUCGUCGUCAACGUUCUCACCUACGUUUACGGUCACAUGGGCUACCCGAACGAAGGUUUACCAAUUGGCAUCGGAUUCUUCUCCGUCAUUCCUUCGGGUAUAAUCGGAAUCACGACGAAAUCCCGACGCAACUGCGUCAUCAUUGCAUAUCUUGUCAUGUCAGUUUUGUCCUCCGUCAGCGGGUUUGGGGGCGUGGUCACUGAGGGCUUGGCGGCGGGCGUGUUCUCCUACGAGUCAGUCUGCUUCUAUACAUUCUGCUACUUGGAUACUUUCGACGUCGCCAUCAUCCUCCACGCCGUCGGCGCUGUCCUUCUCCUCAUCGAAGGCAUCGUCGCUAUCGUUGCUUCGGUGUAUUGCUGCAGAGGAUUGAAAUGUUGCCAGGGGUGUUGCUGUCACGGUGAUGACACGGGCAACUCGUCGGCAACGCCUGUAGUAACUGCUACAUCUGUACACUAUCCACAACAACCGCUAGGAAUGAUCGCUCGUACGCAACCGGAAACUUUUGUUGUAAAAACAACAACUCCCGUCUAACUUAUCGAGGAACAAAAUUUCGCCGAAAUAUACUUGGUCUUUGCAAGUUCGCUUCUUUCUUUUUUAACAGACAUGAAAAAAAAAAUCAUAACCCUUUUUUCAGAAAACUUUGUAAGACGUGAAAUGAUAAUCUAAUCGUAAUUUUGUUUAAUAUUCAGCCCCCUUAAAAAUGCUCCGCUCCCCCCCCCCCGUGCGGAAUUUCCAUGUAUUCAUUGCAUAAAAUUCGUCCAUCGGAAAUGGCUCCAAAUACAUAAAGACGCAGAGUUUGAGAAAACUAUAUUUUCCGUCUCUAUCAUGGACCUAGUGUCAUAACAUGAUGGCGUCAAAUCUGCCUGAAAC
Messenger RNA from Lytechinus variegatus (green sea urchin), 1050 nucleotides. RefSeq lists its product as uncharacterized. The record is from RefSeq and is a predicted model, not a curated record. The transcript has 2 exons. The coding region runs from base 1 to 711 and encodes 236 amino acids. Lineage: Eukaryota; Metazoa; Echinodermata; Echinoidea; Temnopleuroida; Toxopneustidae.